AUGGUCGUCAAUGGCGGCUCCCAGAUGGACGUGUUGUUCUUACUCAGGCAGCAGCGGGAGCUUCUGACGCAACUCCGCGCGCUCAUCCUGCCGGCGCUUCGCGACGCCGACAGCAGGUCGGCCGACCUCGCCAUCUGCCUCUUCGGCGAUGUGAUCGACUGCAUCGCCGGUGUCAUGUCCAGGCUUAAGGGGAUCAGUACCCAAGCAGGCGGUCGUCGACCGCCGACGGCCUUCGACCUCAUAGGCGUUGAUGUAAUUACGCCCAACGCCGGCGAAGGACAAAAGGAGAAGCCCAUGAUCAGCAAUGUUGGUCAGAAGAGAAGGAGAAACAACGACAAGCGAUCAAGAUCUCUUGUAACAGUUGUUCCACAUUAUGAUGGCCAUCAUUGGAGAAAAUAUGGGCAGAAGAACAUUAACAGGAGGGAACAUGCCAGGAGCUACUACAGAUGCGCCUACACAGAACGGAAUUGCCCAGCAACCAAGACAAUUCAGCAACAGGAUCAUAACGUAACUAUUAAUUGUGAAGAGGAAACUGCAAAGUACAUUGUUGUGUACUACGGUCAUCACACUUGCUGCGACGCCAACACUAGCAACGGCGGGAAGAAUGACCCUGGCAUGGACCUAAUUCAAAAUGGCAAAAUGGCGGGAGCAGUAACAGAAUUCCAAAAGUUCGACCCAGGAGACGUGGACAUGCCAGCUCUAAUAGAGGUGCUUGACAAUCCUGAGCUGAACUGGGACAUCAUUUGCUAG
Aegilops tauschii subsp. strangulata is the source of this 750-nucleotide messenger RNA. RefSeq lists its product as uncharacterized. Gene Ontology annotation, biological process: regulation of DNA-templated transcription. NCBI's taxonomy places the organism in Eukaryota, Viridiplantae, Streptophyta, Magnoliopsida, Poales, Poaceae. Gene Ontology annotation, molecular function: DNA-binding transcription factor activity; sequence-specific DNA binding. The record is from RefSeq and is a predicted model, not a curated record.